Messenger RNA from Prunus armeniaca (apricot), 822 nucleotides. NCBI's taxonomy places the organism in Eukaryota, Viridiplantae, Streptophyta, Magnoliopsida, Rosales, Rosaceae. The record is from the annotation of a GenBank genome assembly.
AUGAGUUCAAACCCUGAUAUGGCAAGUGUUCAAGAACUGGUCAAGAGUGACCCUUCGCAGGUCCCUGGAAAAUUCCUCAAAGAGGAGCUUGACAAACUGGACCAGGCUUGCAAAGAAUGGGGAUUCUUUCAGGUGGUGAAUCAUGGAGUGGCAGCAGAAGUGUUGCAGGAGAUGAAGGAUGCGACGGCCAAGUUCUUUCAACUUCCGUUGGAAGAGAAGAACAAGAUUCGUAUGGCAUCCGGUGGGUUUGAAGGCUACGGGCAAGUCGAUGGUGUUACCCGAGGGGAGACAAUGGACUGGUCUGACCAACUGGUUCUCACUCUUUAUCCAGCCCAAUACAGGAUGCUUAACUCCUGGCCAACAGAGCCAGAGGGAUACAAGGAGGCUAUUGAGGCAUAUUCAAGUGAAGUUAAAAGAGUUGGAGAGGAGCUCCUAAGUCCACACUCGGACGCAAGCACCAUAACCAUACUGAUGCAAGAAGACAAUGUAACCGGGUUACAGAUUCGAAAAGAAGGGGAAUGGGUGCCGGUGAAGCCAAUUCCAAACGCUCUCGUUGUGAAUGUGGGAGAUGCUAUUGAGAUAUGGAGCAAUGGGAAGUACAAGAGCAUUGAACAUAGAGCUGUGGCAAACGAAGGCAAACUCAGGAUAUCUUAUGCUUCAUUUCUUUUCCCGCAUGUUGACGUGGAAGUUGGACCAUUUGACCAUAUGGUGGAGUCUUCAAGAAUGUACAAGAAAGUCAAAUAUGGAGAUUAUCUGACGACUGCCUUGAAGAAUAAACUUAAGGGAAAGGCACACACUGAAAUGGCGAAGACUGGAAGUUGA